Molecule: messenger RNA, 237 nt
Organism: Rotaria sp. Silwood2
Lineage: Eukaryota; Metazoa; Rotifera; Eurotatoria; Philodinida; Philodinidae
Source: the annotation of a GenBank genome assembly
AUGAAUAAAUUAAUCAAUGAAGCAAUAUUAAAAAAUUAUUUUUCUAUGGAUACAGAAGAUGACGUAUUAUCACAUAAACCUGCAACAUUACAAGUUGAAUUUAUUCGUCAAAAAUUGCCAAUUAUUAUAUUCAUUAGUGAAGUUCAAUAUUUACCAUCAAUUACAUCUCUGUUAUUAAAAAGAAUACAACAAGUAUGUUCAAUCAUCUUUACAUCAAAUAAUUGUAUUUAUUCAUAG